Molecule: messenger RNA, 2618 nt
Organism: Drosophila subpulchrella
Lineage: Eukaryota; Metazoa; Arthropoda; Insecta; Diptera; Drosophilidae
Exons: 5
Coding region: 1-2598 (865 amino acids)
Biological process (GO): mitotic cytokinesis; actomyosin contractile ring assembly; septin ring organization
Cellular component (GO): actomyosin contractile ring
Source: RefSeq, a predicted model, not a curated record
AUGGCGGAUCAGGGACUUGACUGCUCCCGCUCCGAUCCCCUAGAGCGUAGUCAUUUUCAGACCCAGAGCUUCGACUGUACAGAUGGUCCCAGCAGCCUGACCGCCACAUCUGUGGCCACCACCCGACUACAGCGCGAUCUCGACAGCGAACCCAUUUACUCGGAGAUCGAGGAGGAUUGCCUACGGAUCAGAGGGAGUCCGCAUCACGAGGUUAGAACCGCAGCGCAGGUAGUAAAUCACACUCCGACUCCAACGGAAAGCUCUACGGCGUAUGUGAGUGAGACCAUGCCGGAUCCAUCGCCAUCACCCGCUGAUCUCAGCGCCAUGUACGCCAGGGUGCAGAAGACGCCGAAGAACUCGCCACAAAUGAAGCCACUGGGGCAGGCCACUCAGCCGCAGAUAGUGGCUCCAGUUAUCCAACCGCCGAUGCCUCCAGUUAUCCAACCGCAGAUAAUGCCACCAGUUAUCCAACCGCAGAUAAUGCCACCAGUUAUCCAAAAGCAGAUUAUGGAUCACGUCAUAAAGCCAAAAUCUAGCCAGCCUGUGCAACCGCCAAUUAAAACUCAAUUAUCUGCUCCCAGUAAUCCUGUGGCUUUGGGUCACUUUCUACACGAAUCCCUGAAGAACGGCAACUUCUUUCAAUUCAUGCCUCUACCCGAGGAACCUAGUGGCACUGAAUCCUCCUGCUCAGCUAGUCAGACCACAGAGUCUUCUGUGAUUCGCCAGCCCAUGCUGAAGUCGUCUCCACCUCUCGUUCAUCAAUCCCUGAAUAAUAUAAGUGAGCAGCAUUCACCGCCCAAGAAGAAUCGCAAUCUUUCUCGAUCGGAGCUCUCCCUGCAGCGUAGCGAUAUCUUCCUGGACAAUCUGUGUCGCAGUGAACUGGUUCUGGAUCGCCUGGAAAAGGUGCCCAAUACCAUUUCCAAUGUGGAUACCGUUUCGUAUGACAUGCCCAACGAAGGGACCGAGGAGCUCUACGCGGAUUACAGCUUGGGUGAGGCGGGCAAUAGCUCCUUUGCGACCAAUGAUUAUGGCUCUGGACAAAUUGAGCCGGAGCCGGCUAAUCAGAGUACGCCUAAAAAGAAGCAGAGCCAGCGUUUUACAACCAAGCCCUCGCGCAAUCUUACAAUUGAUAUAAAUGAUGGCCCAGCCACGCCGCUGCGCCAAUUUGGCCAGAAUAUCAGCUUCAGUUGCCCUACAACUCCCCAGCAGGCGGAGGCUUUGAAGGCAGAGGAUCCUGGCCUGCACAACAGCAGCAGUUUGGGUGAGCUCAUGCAGACGGUGCCUAUUCCCAGUGAAAGUCAGUUGAUGUCGGUCAGCACUCUGGCCCGGUACCGCCUGCUGAAGAAUGCCCUUCGUCGGUCGUAUCGCAAGGGCAAGGACUUCUUCCUGGCGGAGAAGCAGCGACUGACUCAGAGUCUCAAUCUCUCAAGGGAUCAGUCUAAUCAAACAGACGGGGAGCUGGACAGCAGUAGCUACUAUGCCAGCUUCAAUCUGGACUCCUUACUGAACGAGUCCCUUAACCCCAAUGAGCAGCUGGCUCAGGCUGUGAGUAUAUGUCGUCAGAUGCCGGAAUUGGAGAUCUCUGCGGAGAUGGUGGAGGCGGAGCGACUUCUGCUAUUCUCCAGCCUGCGAAAGUCAGCUCCCCUUGGUUGCCAAUUAAAUGAGACGGCUUUGGCAGCCAGGAGACAAUCUCAGUGCCUUCUGAUCGAUGCCAUGGAGCUGCCUGUGAGGGCUGAUGUCAGCCAGGAUAUGUUCUUCAACUACCACUACAUCUGCACCUUUGAGUGCGGGGGACGCAUUCGCUCCACCCAAUCGGUGGAGUGCCAGAAUGGCUCUGCCUUCUUUCGCGACUGUGGCUUGGAGUUCUAUAGCGGUGAUAAGGCGGAUUCUUUGGAGCUGCGCUGCCAGAUCUUCAUGCUGCGCCUGCGCAAGGUUUCCACGCUUGCCUUGGAGCCUGCCAAGUCGCUGCGACGUGGCAGUGGAAAUUUGGGUUCCGCCAACUCGAGCUCUUCAGCGGGUUCUGCUGGCGAUCAGAUUAUCUCCCGCUUUCGCCUGCACGCAUCCUUUAAACUGCGCGCCAUGGACUUGGCUCCCUUCCAACUGGUGGCCAGUGAAUCGAGAUCCAGCGAUAAGAUCUGCCUGCGCAGCUCACGAUCCUGGCAACUGCCCUUGAGUACACACACCAAAUCCACGAACCUGGGACCUGCUAUAUCUAUAACUGGAAGAGUGGAUUUGAGACUGCCCAAGGGUCGUUUCACUGGCUACCUAAAUGUUCAGGAUCCGAAGAACAGACACCAUUGGAAUCGACGAUGGUGCAGCCUAGAUGGCGUACGGCUAUCCGUUUGGCAACAUGAAGAUAAUCUAGGAGAUGAUUCACCGCUUUUCUCGUUGGAGCUGCCAGGAUGCGGACAAUCCUUGAUAGCUGCAGCUCCACAAGAUCUUUGUGCCCGGGCCAGGAGCUUUUUAGUGCAGGGAAAAGAAUCUGAUUAUGAGGCGGGAGUGUUUUUUGCUGCCGAUACUCAACAGGAGCUCCUAGAAUGGUUGUCGCACUUAAAUGAGGCUCUUGAUUUCGCCAGGCACUGGCUAAGUUCCACCUGACAGCAGUUGCAUUCCCUACA